This is a messenger RNA of Alternaria ventricosa, 1185 nucleotides long. RefSeq lists its product as uncharacterized. Lineage: Eukaryota; Fungi; Ascomycota; Dothideomycetes; Pleosporales; Pleosporaceae. The coding region runs from base 1 to 1185 and encodes 394 amino acids. The transcript is spliced from 3 exons. The record is from RefSeq and is a predicted model, not a curated record.
AUGGAUACGAAGAAGCAGGGCACUAAAUUCACUACAGCACCCAUACCAUCGGCUGCAGGUGUGAUGACUACCCGCCUACCCACGGAAUAUGACCAUGAGCUACCACCUAGUACCGAGUCGAGUUCGACCUUCCACAUCUACGAGAAGCACGCAUGUCAUAAGAGCAUCACACCAGUCCUCGAUCAUACACUGGAACGACGGUCUGGCCCAACGAUCAAAGAACAGAAGGCUACACACAAGGAAAAGAAAGAGCGUCAAGAUGCUGGACUGCCUAGUGUAGAACCAGACGAUAAUGCUUUCUUCCUUCACCGACCAUAUCUCGCUUUCCACGUACCGCCUCGCGUCCUUUACACAGGCAGUAGCAAGUACACCGCACAGCCAGCUAUCCUGAUACACGAAGGCUGUUUCUGGAAAGAGUAUAAACUCCAACUCCUCCCAUCCAUUUCCGGUAUACUUGACCCACGCGGUGUAGUACCAUGGCGUCACAACGGCGGUGACAAGAAAGCGCAGAAAGGCGAUCACCACAAGCUCAAGGGCUACAAAAUACGGACGUGGAGGCUGUGGGGUGAGACGGGGAAGGAUUACGUUCGCUCCGUGGAAAACAUCCGCAAGACGGGCGAAGGAACAGAUCCCGAUGUUAUCACCAGGACGAGUGGCAAGCCAGAAGGACCUGCGACAGCCGACGAAGUGGUGUAUCUGCGUUGGAAGAACCCUCUCUCACGUCAGACGAGAUGCUAUCACUUCCAAUAUGCUGGUAUUGACUUCUUCUGGAAAGGAACUGGUUCUGUCAAGGAGACUCGAACGUGUGGUGUCUUGUUGCGGUUCAACCAUCUGAAGCUAGUCGCUAGGCUACCUGUCGCCGAAGAGAAGAAAGAGGAUCGAGAUGAGGUAUGCUUGGGGCUGUACACGUCGUCUGUUGCGAGUAGAAAGAAUGGACGUUUGGAGUUCUUCGAUGCUGUUAUCUUGCGUUUGGUUGAUGAAUAUGCGCCUGAUGUGCUUGCUCGGAGUGGGGAAGGGACGGAAGAGGAAGAGGUGGAAAGUGCGAGAAUCUUGCGCAUGAAGAGGAGUAGGUUGUAUCAGGUGUUUGUGGCUACUGCUAUGUGUAUGAUCAAGAGUGAGAAGGAAAAGAGACAUACUUUGUUGGAUUUGCUGGUGAAUGUUGCUGAAGGUGGUGCGGGUGGCUAG